AUGAUUCCUACACCAUCCAUAUUUGAAGUGAAUCUGCUUUCUGAUAUUACCACUAUGAUUUUUGUCAACAAAAUUGAUAUAAUUACCAUGCUUCAAGAAGAUGAACUUUUUUUGCUCCCUUUUGCUCAGUUAAAAGAUCACAGUGUAGAUGAUGAGAGACGGCAUGAAUUGUUAUCAUUCUUCAAGGAAUUCUGUGCAUUUGCUAAGACAUUACACUCUCAAAAGAAAAAUGUAUUACUGAAAAUGAUAAAGCUAGGAAUUAUGAAUGUACUGAAAGUUUUACUGCACAUGAAUGAUUACCAAAUACAAGUAGCUUCUCUGGAAUUAUUUGCUUAUCUAGUAGAAUAUAGUCCAUGCCUAGUCCGAGCUUAUACAAUUGAAGAAGCUCAGGACAGUGAAGAUAAUGAUGGCCUUCUCAUUAAUAUAAUGAUCAAGCAAAUGAUCUGUGAUUCUGAUCCUGAAUUUUCACAAGGCAACAUUUUGACAGCAAUUCUUCAUGAACUUCUUGAUCCAGAAAAUAUGCAAGUCACAUCUAAGGGAUGUGAAAGAAAGAUAUUUCUGAAUUUCUUCUACAAACGUUGCAUGAGGAACCUUAUAGCACCAAUUUUGUCUACCACAUUAGAAAAUGACAGCAACGAUAAUAGGGUUAACAUCUGCCCUGAUAAUUAUCAAAAUGCACAAUUGCUUGGAGCAAUUUUAGAAAUACUCACAUUUUGUGUUCAAUACCACUCAAUGUACAUAAAACAUUAUAUUUUAAGCAAAAACUUACUCAGCAGUAUAUUGAUGCUAAUGAGUUCAAAGCACACUUUUCUGAUUUUGUGUGCUGUCCGUUUUAUGAGAAAGAUGAUUGGCCUUAAAGACAAAAUGUAUAGUAUUUACAUAAUUAAGGAAAAUCUGUUUGAACCAGUUGUAAAUGCUUUUAUGCAUAAUGGACAUAGGUACAAUAUGUUAAAUUCAGCUAUUAUUGAGCUAUUUGAAUUCAUAAGAAAAGAAAACAUCAAGUCUCUCAUUGUAAACAUUGUGGAAAAUUUUUUUGUGGCUUUUGAAUCAAUUGAGUAUGUCCAGACCUUUAAGGGUUUGAAAACUAAAUAUGAAAAGGAGAAGAAAAGAAAAAGUCUAAUAAGAAGGAAUUUACAUAAUUUAGUAUACCCCCAAAUGUCUUGCAGAUAUAUUAAAGUUAUGGAGGUAAAAGUCAAAGCAGACAUAUAUUGUAGAGGAAUCACAGAAGAAGAAGUACGAGGAGGAGGUGAAGAGGAAGGAGCUAUUCUACCAAUGGAAAGUGAAUUUACAAAUAAUUAUGACAUGUUUAUGAAAAAUAAAGAUACAAAUCUAAGUGAAAAUAAAAUAGAACAACCCGAAAGAAAAUCAUCUGAAGCCUAUGAAUGUUCUCCAUCUCAUGGGGAUGCUCCUGCUAAAAGAAUGAGUAGGUCACACUGUAGCAGCCUGGUUCCUUUAGUCGAUUACCCAUGUGAUACUGAUGGUGAUGAUGAUGAAGAUGAUGAUCCUUAUAAUAAUGAAAAAGAUGAAGAUAAAGGACCUCCAAAAAAAAGACCUAAUCUUAGUACAUGA
This is a messenger RNA of Apodemus sylvaticus (European woodmouse), 1569 nucleotides long. RefSeq names its product protein PPP4R3C-like. The record is from RefSeq and is a predicted model, not a curated record. Gene Ontology annotation, cellular component: protein phosphatase 4 complex; nucleoplasm. NCBI's taxonomy places the organism in Eukaryota, Metazoa, Chordata, Mammalia, Rodentia, Muridae. Gene Ontology annotation, biological process: protein dephosphorylation; DNA damage response. Gene Ontology annotation, molecular function: protein phosphatase activator activity.